Ciona intestinalis (vase tunicate) is the source of this 2222-nucleotide messenger RNA. The record is from RefSeq and is a predicted model, not a curated record. NCBI's taxonomy places the organism in Eukaryota, Metazoa, Chordata, Ascidiacea, Phlebobranchia, Cionidae.
GAUUUGAUCGUUAACUAGCUAACUAGAGCACAUUAAAAUGAGUAAAGUAUUAAUCGUGUUUUCAGUUUUAUUUGCAAUGUUGGCAGUCUUCCUCACUGUUGGAUGUUUAAAUGGCAACGAUUGGUUGAAGGUAUGUCUUUCAGUUUGGGAAUUCAACCCAUUUAUCCAGAUGAUGAUGGUAUUGUCCAAGCAAAUGGACCAGCAACAAGCUGCUGCCAUGUUUGCACACGCCAACGACUCAAUCAAAGACAUCCCGGACAUUUGUCUUCAUGUUGGUCUGUUAAACUUGGAAACUUCCAUCAAGUUUGUGUCAAUCACAUUUAAUUUCCCAGUUGUUGCAUCAUCAUCCAAAACCACCAUAGCACUUCUGGUAAUUGCCAUAUUGCUCCUGAUCAUCGGUAUGUGCUUGUUAAUCAGAAGUGCGUGCUCACAAUCUGAAAGCAAUGAACGAAAAAGCAGUGCGCGUAGAUUCUCACUUGUAGGCACCGUGUUCCUAUUUAUUGCAGCAUUGUUAUUAUUGGGCGGCACUGCAGCUUACAUGAAUGGGCACAGCAAUGCUAUUCACCAUCCAAUGCAGGUGAUGAAGGACAUAUACAAGCAGUUCACACAGUUAUUGUUAAAUGGUGCCACACUAUCCCCUUCUGCUCAACAAUCCCCACAAAAGCAACAGAUCACGGGGUUACUUACACAGAUUAUUAUGAAAUCUGACCCAGCCUUCAGCCAUUCAUUAUACACAGCGUGGGCUGCUACGUGUUCUGCAUUGCUUUCAGUGCUUUGUGCAGGACUGGGGUGGCAUAAACAACGAAGUGAUUAAGAAUAAGUUGGGUUCCAAAGCUUUCAAUGCUGCUGUACUUUAUAAAAACAACCAACACAGUAUUGGUUACAGUUACAGAAAAAUAACUUUAAUUCCUGUAAGAAAGAUAUCUUUAACUCCUAACUCUCGUUAAAAUUAUGCAUUCUUUCGGUAACUCUAUAGCUUUAGUGUAGAAUAACUUUGGUGUAAUUGGGCAACUGUGACCUAAAUCAUGUACAAUAGUGUGUUGCCCAUAAAGUGUAGUAGUAAACUGUACUAUUUGCAUUUAAACAUAUCAUGAACCUGUUUCUGUAGUUCAGUUCUCAUUCUCACUCAUUAACACAUGAAUGUGCUUGCGUUAAAAGUUUCAUUUAUCCCUUAUUAUUAUUUUCUAGAUAAUCUAGAAACUGCAGGUUUUUAUUACUUUAGUAAAUGAUUAAUAGAAACAUGAGUGCCUUAUUUUUUAACCAAAUUUGAAAUUAUUAAUGAUAAUGCAAAACACACUACCAACAAUAUACCUGCAGUAAGUAUUAUAUAUGAACAAUCUUAUGCAUUUAAAAAGUUUCAAACAAUCGUUCUGUAAAUAUUUAUAUCGAUCAGUGCAGACUUUUUGUGUUUCUUAUUUCAGGCAUAGCAAUGUUAUAACACAAUUAUCACAACAUACUUUCAUUUUACUUAUUGCGCUAAAGUAUUUUAUUUUAAGUAUUUUAUAUUUUAAAGUGUCUUCUGGUAAAAACAUUAAUUUUAUUGUCAUACGGCAAGACUUCAUCAGGGUAUGCCGGAAUAAAAACUAACACCUUAUUGCAGACAGAAGAUUCAAUUAAAUUAAUGUUUUGAGAAAGCAAUUUAAUGUAUUGCAUUACACAGGCAACAACAGCCACAAAAAUAUUACACAUUUGUAUUGUAUUUUUCAUUCAACAAAUCCUGAACAGUUUUCUUUAUAAUCGCGGUGUGCAUCUUACCUUGGCUGGCUUUGAACACUUUACCUACAACUUUUGCUACAAUCUUCUUAUUUGACUUUGCAUUGUUUACAUUGUAUUUCUCAAACACUUCCGGGUUUUCUGUUUCCAUGGCAAUGAUGACAUCAUCACAUAAUGAUGAUAUCAUAGUGAUGUCAGAAAUCAUCUUCCAACCCAUAUUUUCAAUCACCUGGUGUGAGAAAUAAUUAAAUACAUCAAUAUAUAUGUAUUGGGAGUUAUGGCCUCUAAACCUAAUAUAUUGGGUUUGGGGCUCUGAUGACAUUGCAACCGUGUGUACCCAUUUAUCCUCACAUGGCAGGGCAACAACAGUUUUUAUGCCACGGGUGUUCAAAGUUACCACGUAUGUAACUUUGUGGGUGGUUUUGUACUCGUUAGAAAUAUAUAUUACAUUUGCACUCGGCAAGAUUGUACAUAUUCUAAAACAACAUAAAUAAAACAUAUUACCUGAA